Rotaria sp. Silwood1 is the source of this 333-nucleotide messenger RNA. Lineage: Eukaryota; Metazoa; Rotifera; Eurotatoria; Philodinida; Philodinidae. The record is from the annotation of a GenBank genome assembly.
AUGGGUGUAUUAAGACAAUCAGCAGCACUAAAUUAUAGUGAUUCAAUUAUGUUAGCAAGUGAAACAACAGGUUUUAGUGGCGCCAUGUUAACAGAAUUUUGUCAACGUGCAUACAAAUUUGCUAAACGAGAAUCAACUAAAAAAGAACAACGACGUAUUAGACAAACAACAACGGGCAAUGAUAAACCAACUCCUGUACUUGAAAUACGUCGUAAUCAUUUUACAAAAGCUAUUGAUUUGGCACGACGUUCAGUAAAUGCCAAUGAUAUACAUCAAUAUGAAAUAUUUGCUGAAACAUUACCAAAACAUUUUCAAGAUGUUUCAACAGAAUAA